This is a messenger RNA of Fonsecaea multimorphosa CBS 102226, 693 nucleotides long. RefSeq lists its product as uncharacterized. Lineage: Eukaryota; Fungi; Ascomycota; Eurotiomycetes; Chaetothyriales; Herpotrichiellaceae. The coding region runs from base 1 to 693 and encodes 230 amino acids. The record is from RefSeq and is a predicted model, not a curated record. The transcript has 2 exons.
AUGCGAAUCCGGUUUCCCUUUGCAAUAACCUUCGUCAUCCUCUUGGUCUUCUCUUCCAGCCUAGGCCUCCUUCCACACUCUUCCCUCCCGUCGACACCAGCAGCAGCACAACCCUACAUUCCGUCGCAGUCCGACAAAGCACUACACUUCAUAUGCUUCUUCCUCCUCACCGCGACGUUCUACUUUAUCCUUGACACCACUCGGCGACGGGUGAUUCAUCUGACCUUGGUCGUAUGCACAUUGCUUUUGGGUGUAGGGAGCGAAGUCGCACAGGGACUCUUACCUAAUGACCGCGAGUUUGACGCUUGGGAUGUCCUGGCAAAUGUCGUGGGGAGUCUUGCAGCAUUGGGCUUGGCGAGCGCAUAUCAUCGUCGGGCUGCCGAACGGAGGAGAAAAGCGAAGUACUCUGCACUGACUGGUGACGGCUUGGAAGGUGAAGAUCUCGAGCUCGGCGAGGGCGCAAAUGGUACUCUACGCACUUCCGAUGUAGAUGGCGACGGAGGUCAAGAGACGGGGGUCGCGCCGGCACGGACGGUGGAGGAAGAACUGGACAACUGGGAUGAGAACGCUCCGGAUGAUGCCUGGGAUGAAGACGACGAUACAACCGCAACUAGUGGACCACACACUAAAGUGACACCGUCGACGAGCUCGGUUGGAAGCGAGGAAGCGCCCAAGAAGGUUGCAGUUGACUGA